Molecule: messenger RNA, 1152 nt
Organism: Aureobasidium melanogenum CBS 110374
Lineage: Eukaryota; Fungi; Ascomycota; Dothideomycetes; Dothideales; Saccotheciaceae
Exons: 1
Coding region: 1-1152 (383 amino acids)
Biological process (GO): protein import into peroxisome matrix
Cellular component (GO): peroxisomal membrane
Molecular function (GO): zinc ion binding
Source: RefSeq, a predicted model, not a curated record
AUGUCCGAAUUUGUCCAUGAUCGAGCGCCCAAGACCAAUGACACUUCGUUCCAGUAUCCCUUCGCCUCAGCGCCAGACAUCAUCCGAUCACAUCAGAAGGAUGCCUACUUCCAGGGCGUCUUGCUAGAGCGCCUUUCUUCCGUGCUACGGAAUCUAUAUGGCGCUCGCUUUGCCCAAACACACAUGACCGGAACGCGCACUUUCGCCGACCUGCUGUACCUAUCCUUGACGACUCUGGCUGGUAAUCGCACAUUGGGCGAGGAGUAUUGCGACAUUGUUCAGGUCGAAGACGACACACUGCGCCUUCCGAGCGUAUUUAGAAGAGGAGGUUACAUACUCGCCAGCGUUCUACUGCCAUACGGUCUCACUAGGAUCCUACCAGCCUUUCGAAGGAAGCUGCGCGCAAAGUUGGAAGCUUCCCUACGGCGACGAAACAGUAAGCCGGAUCAGGCGUCCUCGUGGGUGACCAAUCUACAAUCUUACAUUCUGAGGAACCUCGACACCAUCACUUCCCCUUCGCCGAUACACGCUCUCAGUCUGACAGCCUUCUACUUUACCGGUGCAUAUUACCAUCUUGCAAAGCGAUUGAGUGGUCUCCGGUACAUCUUCACAAGACGUCUUGAUCCCAGCGAGCAACGCAUCGGCUAUGAAGUGCUCGGCGUAUUGUUGGUCCUGCAACUCGGUGUCCAGGCCUAUCUCCACGCACACGAGACUUAUUCUUCCGUCCCUGUCAUCAGCAAUGCCGCAAGUCUAGGCGGAGGAAGCGCCGUACUCGACAAUGGCAUCGAAGUCUCGCUAGACCCACAUGCCUACAGCUCAAACAACGCCUUGCUGUUUGAAGAUGGCAAUACUCAACGCGACACCUCCACUCUACACAGCAAGAUCUCUAGAAUGACACAUACUCCUCUGCCGCCGUCAGACUCGGAAGCUGCUAUCCUCAACCUCGAAGACGAAGAAAAGCUUGCUUGGAUAGAGAGCAGUCAACAGAGAAAGUGCACGCUAUGUCUGGAGCCCAUGCGCGAUCCUAGUGCCACCACCUGCGGUCAUGUGUUUUGCUGGACUUGUAUAGCAGAUUGGGUGAGGGAGAAGCCUGAGUGCCCGUUGUGUAGACAGGCUGUUAUGGCGCAGCAUAUACUGCCACUCAGAAGCUAG